CUGUCCUGCAGUAUUGCCAACUAUGAGUGACAUCGACAAGAAGCCCGACAUCAAGCCCGAUGUUACCAACGAGAAAAUCAUGCUUAUCGUCCGGCAUGAAGAAAAAGAAGUCAAGAUCGCCCUCAAGCCGCAUCAUCAAAUGCAGAAGCUCUUCGAUGCAGCUGGGAAAGCAUUCCAAAUGGACGCGAAAACGCUCAAGUUUGUAUAUCAUAAUCAACGAUUGAGACCGAAUGAUACAGCGGCGGACAUGGAAAUGGAGGAUGGAGACGAGAUUUCGGCAUUCUUGGAGCAGCUCGGUGGCACGAUUUGGUCGUGGUCGUAAUUGUAUCAUGUCGCCGUUCACAUACGGCACUGCGCCUACGUACACGUGCAGCGAACGAACACCCUAACACCUAGAAACCCAGACUAUGUUUCUCAGAAACCAAAUCCCGAUGAUUGAUUGAUUUUGUUUUGUGUGCGUUCGCUAACUAGAAUCAAUCAUUGAUGGGGAGUUGUAUUAUCAUAUUGUUUCUUUCUUCACCUCUUUUUUGUUGGCUGGGCCUUGCUCAUUGUUUGUUUUCAUCCUACUGUAUCGCAUCCCAAAAUUAUAUCCUAUCGUUCACAUAAGUAAUGCGACGAUUGUGAUAGGCAAGCUGCGUGAUGAUUCUGCGGUUGCGAUCUAACGAUGUUCAACUUAUGGCGAUUGCCACAAAAACGAAUGUAUUAC
This is a messenger RNA of Fomitiporia mediterranea MF3/22, 706 nucleotides long. RefSeq lists its product as uncharacterized. Gene Ontology annotation, biological process: protein sumoylation. Gene Ontology annotation, molecular function: protein tag activity; ubiquitin-like protein ligase binding. The transcript has 6 exons. Bases 23 to 322 code for a protein of 99 amino acids. The record is from RefSeq and is a predicted model, not a curated record. Gene Ontology annotation, cellular component: nucleus. Lineage: Eukaryota; Fungi; Basidiomycota; Agaricomycetes; Hymenochaetales; Hymenochaetaceae.